AUGUCGCGUACGUCUUCCGAUGAUAAGGACUUCCCCGAUAAUGGAGACAGAGAGCCCCUCCUCCUUCUCUACUACCGCUGGGCACUGCAAUCGCUUGCUAUGCUAGCCUUCCUGCAUGAACACGGGGUCUACCUGAUGGAUUUCAGCUUGAGCACAAUAUGGAUACGCGAUGAUCUCUCGAUUGCACUAUCAGGAUUCGUGAACGCAACCAUCCCGACAGAUGAAUGGCCCUACUCUCCCGACGGGACGAGAUACGAAACAGAGAUCUACUACCCAACCAAUCCCGAAAGUGGGCACCCAGAGCUCAGUCCGAGUAUCGAUCUCUCGGAUUGGGCGACCUUUGUCUGGCAAUUGAUGCGAGAGGAUGCGUCUAGUGAUGGAGCGAAGAGGUGGGCGAUGCCUACCGAUCCAUUGGAUCCGACGGAGAUGCCCGGGGAGGUGGAUGAAUGGGAGUACCAUAAGCAACGGCUGAAGGAGGGCAAGCUACAGCUUUUAGAAGAGGAGCGAUUGGGUGCGAUUCUGGUUAAGGCCUGGAAGGGGGAAUAUCAAAAUGCUCGGGAGAUCCUGCAAGAGGUACGAUCGUAUCUCCAGCAGAUUGGGGUACGGAUGGACGGAGAGGAUGAGGUCCUUCUGGAUGAUGGGCAAAAGUGGGAGGAUGUAUUCACGGUAGUCCAGACAGAUGGCGCCCGCUGGGGUCGGGAGAUUAGAUAUCGGCAAACCUUUUGA
Penicillium canariense is the source of this 726-nucleotide messenger RNA. RefSeq lists its product as uncharacterized. The transcript has a single exon. The record is from RefSeq and is a predicted model, not a curated record. The coding region runs from base 1 to 726 and encodes 241 amino acids. NCBI's taxonomy places the organism in Eukaryota, Fungi, Ascomycota, Eurotiomycetes, Eurotiales, Aspergillaceae.